AUGCCUACUCAACAAGAGUAUGAGGACAUACUGCUGUACAAGACUGCUGCCAGCAAUGCUGGCCAGAAGAAAUACAGAGACGGGCUUUCCACUAAUGACAAGAGAAGUAUAAGAGACAAAGUUCAAAGAUAUGCUCUGCAGCAACAAUGCUUAUACCUGCCUGAGAAGGACAGCACUGGCAUGCAUAGAAUGAGAAGAGUUGUGGUGAAGCAAGAGGAGAAAAGCAGGAUACUAAACAUGUGCCACGAUGAACUGGAUGGAAUGCAUUUUUGGAGAGACAAGACCUAUGGAAAGGACCUCUACCUGAAACAAGCUCUGGAAACAAGUACAUUAUCACGCUCUCAGACUAUUUCUAAGUGGCCUGAGGCUGCCCCACUCCCAUCAAAAUCAGCAGAAGGUGUAGCAAAAUUUCUGUUUGACACAUUUUGCAGGCAUGGGUGGCCAAAAGUGAUUCAAGACCAAGGAAGAGAGUUUGUCAACGAAAUCAACACCCGACUUUUUCAGUUGACUGACAUACAGCACUGCGUAUCAAGUGCUUACCACCCACAAACAAAUGGCCUUGAUGAACGCUUCAACCAGACUCUAGUGAACACUCUCAAGAAGGCGUCAUCAAAGUACACACCCUUUUUCUUAAUGUUCAAUCGCCACCCGCGGAAAGCUGUUACUUUUGAUAUGGAUCAACGAGAUGGUGCCGACGCUAUAGAAGAUAGAGGAGAUGCUGACCAAUUGAGUGGAGAGGAGACUGAAAAUGAAGAAGACGGAGAAGACAUGGAUGGAAUUCUCCGAAGGUUGAUGGAAAUUCGUGAUCGCUGUCACCUCAAUGCCAAGGAGAACAUUGCUGCUGCACAGCAAAAACAGAAGCAGCAGUAUGACAACAAGCAUAACUCUUUGAAGAGUUAUCCAGUUGGCAGCAGUGUCAUGCUAAAGAAUAUGGCCAAUUCUCAUCGAAUGGGAGGGAAAAUGGACUGCACCUGGAAAGGUCCAUAUAACGCUUUCCCCAAGUACUGAGCUCCAGAUAGCACAAGUGUAUAGCCCAUUAAUUCAAUGCAAUGGGCUCUGUGGUGGCUCUCCAGCAGCAAGAGGGUGCUAACAACUGCGGACUAUUUAGCAUUGCUGCUGCAAUCACGCUGCUAUGAACGAUAAUGUGGAUUCUCUAGUGUUUAAUGAGGCCAAAAUGAGAGCACAUCUCAUUAAGUGCUUUGAGAAGGGCAAACUCUCACGGUUCCCUCGCACAAAGAAAGCGAUGCCCAAAAGACCAACACCACAAACCAUUGCCAUUACAAUAUACUGCAUGUGCGAGAGACCGGACUCUUUUGAGGAUAUGGUCAUGUGUGACAAAUUUAGUGAGUAGUAUCACUAUCGCUGUGCCAAAAUUCGCAAUGAACCAGUAGGUAAUUGGUUUUGUUCUGGUUGUAUCACUUUAUGAUUUGUGCACUUUUGGUUAUAUUUAUUGUACUUCUUUCUCUUGCAUUGUUGUAUUUAUUGAGUAUUGA
This is a messenger RNA of Halichondria panicea, 1493 nucleotides long. RefSeq lists its product as uncharacterized. Gene Ontology annotation, molecular function: nucleic acid binding. Lineage: Eukaryota; Metazoa; Porifera; Demospongiae; Suberitida; Halichondriidae. Gene Ontology annotation, biological process: DNA integration. The record is from RefSeq and is a predicted model, not a curated record. Bases 1 to 1008 code for a protein of 335 amino acids. The transcript is spliced from 4 exons.